UAUCAGCAGCAGGGAUGGAAGAGGCAGAGCUGUUAUUCCUGACAAAGACAGGGAAGAGGAGGAAGAAAUGAAUAAUCAGGCAGGAGGCAAAGAGAAGCGGGUUAGCAGGAUAGCAUUAAAAUGUCACUGCUAGCCACAGUGGAGAAAAGAGGAUGUCUUCAUACUGUAAAGUCAUUGAAAAGGCAUAGAGAUGGAAGGAGCAGUGAGUGAUGAAGGAAAGACCCAUUCAGAGCUGGCAAGAGAGGAGGGGGACAGUGAGGAGCACAGACAGACCUGCCGUGUAAAAGUUCCAAAGUGCUGAUACAGUGAUUUGGUGCUAUUUAGCUGCUGUUCAUGGCAGGAGCAGCAGGAGGGAGUGCAGACUUGUGGGAGUCUCAGUGCCCCCUGUGUGGAGCUCUAGAGCUGGAUAUUGCGUGGGACUCUGAGCUGCAGAAUUAAUACCCAAAUAGAGAAGGAAAAAUCACCAGUAUUGGAGGAGAAUGUAUGAGAGGCACACGUUGAGCAUCAUUUCCACCCGGUAAAAUUGUUUUACCUGGAUCAACACGAGAAUAGAACGUUUACAUGGACAGAAGACUUGGCACCAUCUCUGGCUCAUGACAUGGACUGCUGAAGUCUGGAAGCCACCCCAUCUAUUUCUGAAGAUCCCACGGAGGCUCCUAAUGGAAGGGAGCCUUUAGCUGGAGGAGCACGCACAGCAGACACCAGUGAAUGGAUUCUGGAUAUAAUACUAUGUUCAGCUUGCUUGGAGUAUGUGUGGAGCCUCUUAACGCAGGGGAAGUUCUGGACUCCCCACCAACUGGGUAAUUGGUUCUUCUUAGACACUUCCUCAGAGAUCUGACUUCAGGUGACUGAUUCUCAUGCGAUUCAUCUUCUGUGAAAGACCAGAAUUACGUAUUCCUGUUCAAACAACACAAAGGACUAGACGGGAAAAGGAAAAACUUCAUAUGGACAUUUGUACAUACCAUCCACAAAUCCAGGUAUGGGCACAAGCAGAAUAAACCCCUACAGCAUUGUGUCUUCUGAUGAAGAAGGACUGAGACUGACCACCAUGCCAGGUGUCAAUGGAUUUGGUAAUGGCAAAAUUCACACUCGGAGAAAAUGUCGAAAUCGGUUUGUAAAGAAGAAUGGGCAGUGUAAUGUCCAGUUUGCCAAUAUGGAUGAAAAGUCCCAGCGAUAUCUAGCUGACAUGUUCACAACAUGUGUAGACAUUCGUUGGAGGUACAUGUUGCUCAUUUUCUCUAUGGCAUUCCUGGUUUCAUGGCUAUUCUUUGGAUUGAUUUUUUGGAUAAUUGCUUUGGUGCAUGGAGACUUGGAAAACCCCACAGGGAAUACAGAUUUCACACCAUGUGUAAUCCAAGUUAAUGGCUUCAUGGCAGCUUUCUUAUUUUCUAUUGAAACGCAAACAACUAUUGGAUAUGGUUUUCGUUGUGUGACAGAGGAAUGUCCAAUAGCAGUAUUUAUGGUGGUAUUUCAGUCAAUAGUGGGCUGUAUUAUAGACUCUUUCAUGAUUGGUGCUAUCAUGGCAAAAAUGGCUAGACCCAAGAAAAGAGCACAGACACUACUCUUCAGCCACAAUGCAGUUAUAGCCAUGAGGGAUGGGAAACUUAGCUUAAUGUGGAGAGUUGGCAAUCUUAGGAAGAGCCAUAUAGUUGAGGCACAUGUAAGAGCUCAGCUGAUAAAGCCUAGAAUCACAGAGGAAGGUGAAUAUAUACCUCUUGAUCAAAUAGAUAUAAAUGUUGGUUUCGAUAAGGGACUGGAUCGUAUUUUUUUGGUAUCUCCAAUCACAAUUCUUCACGAAAUUGAUGAGGAAAGCCCACUUUUUGGGAUUAGUAAACAAGACCUAGAAUCAUCUGACUUUGAAAUCGUAGUAAUCCUAGAGGGCAUGGUGGAAGCAACAGCAAUGACAACCCAGGCUCGGAGCUCCUACUUAGCUAAUGAAAUUCUGUGGGGUCAUCGUUUUGAGCCAGUUCUAUUCGAGGAAAGAAACCAGUACAAAGUGGACUACUCACAUUUUCACAAAACAUAUGAAGUUCCAUCAACUCCCCGUUGCAGUGCCAAAGAUCUGAUAGAAAAUAAAUUUAUACUUCCAGAUUCUAACUCGUUCUGCUAUGAGAAUGAGUUGGCUUUCAUGAACCAUGAUGAGGACGAUGAGGAUGAUGAUAGCAGAGUCAUAGAUGGCUUACGUUCAGACAGCACACAUGAAUUUGAUAGGAUUCAAGCCACAUUAACACUGGACCAGCAAUCAUAUAGAAGGGAAUCUGAAAUCUAAACUUGCAAUACCUAACUUAUUCAUCUUUAUUUUUCUAAAAUCCUCCUUAAUACCUAGAGAACACUGCAAGUGUUGACAGUACUAACAGUCUGUCUGCAAUAAUUGAAGGACCUAUAAAUGUCCUGAGAGAACUGUAGUCAUAAUGACGAUUUUAGCCAGCCUGGUUGCUCUGGUUACUGAAAUUACAGGGGUUGACUCAUUAAUUCUAAGUUUAUAUUAUGGCAAAAGGAGAAUACUUACCCUUUAACAGAAAAAGCACAACAUUAAA
Molecule: messenger RNA, 2537 nt
Organism: Pelobates fuscus (common spadefoot toad)
Lineage: Eukaryota; Metazoa; Chordata; Amphibia; Anura; Pelobatidae
Product: ATP-sensitive inward rectifier potassium channel 12
Exons: 2
Coding region: 980-2269 (429 amino acids)
Biological process (GO): potassium ion import across plasma membrane; regulation of monoatomic ion transmembrane transport
Cellular component (GO): plasma membrane
Molecular function (GO): inward rectifier potassium channel activity
Source: RefSeq, a predicted model, not a curated record